AUGUCGAGCACAGCAGCACAGCCGCCCGCACCACCACCGCCACGGCAGACCGACUUUCGGCGGCGCGCCGUGCUCCCCUCAACGCAGCGCAACGUCGGCCAAGGCGCAGCUGGCGGCCUCGACCUCUCGAGCGACGAGUACCUCGACCGCAUCGAGGAGGAGCUCAACCGCCGAGUCGACCACGACACUCUCAGCCUCGUCGACGGCAUGCGCGACUUGGUCGCACUCGCCGCGCUCGACCCGUCCAACCCGCCGCACCCGUCCGCCUCGUCGCACCGCGCCCUGUCGUCCCAACUCAAGACCGAGCACAUGCUCCGCUCGGCCCAGUCGCUCCUCGCCCUCGCCCACACUCUCAAGCUCCUCCACCUCUUUGGCGACGGCGAGGCCGGCCAUGUCGCGCGCGAGGGCAGGGACAAGGAGCUCGUCGACGACAUUGACCGGCUCAAGGAGCGCGUCAGGGAGCUGGCGGGUGAGCAGGGUGGGCUUGACGGUGCGGCAGGGGCAUAG
Molecule: messenger RNA, 507 nt
Organism: Rhodotorula graminis WP1
Lineage: Eukaryota; Fungi; Basidiomycota; Microbotryomycetes; Sporidiobolales; Sporidiobolaceae
Exons: 2
Coding region: 1-507 (168 amino acids)
Biological process (GO): regulation of transcription by RNA polymerase II
Cellular component (GO): mediator complex
Molecular function (GO): transcription coregulator activity
Source: RefSeq, a predicted model, not a curated record